Molecule: messenger RNA, 1008 nt
Organism: Mus pahari (shrew mouse)
Lineage: Eukaryota; Metazoa; Chordata; Mammalia; Rodentia; Muridae
Product: olfactory receptor 19
Exons: 1
Coding region: 33-962 (309 amino acids)
Biological process (GO): G protein-coupled receptor signaling pathway
Cellular component (GO): membrane
Molecular function (GO): olfactory receptor activity; G protein-coupled receptor activity
Source: RefSeq, a predicted model, not a curated record
GUUCCUUUCUCCUUUUUAAUUGUAUUAGCUAUAUGGAGUUGAAAAAUGACUCACAAAUUUCAAAAUUUAUUCUCCUGGGAAUUUCAGAGGAUCCUCUAUGGCAACCCUUCCUUUUUGGACUAUUUUUGUUCAUGUACCUAGUCACUCUGCUUGGGAACCUGCUCAUUAUCAUUGCCACCAUUACAGAUUCCCAUCUUCACACGCCCAUGUACUUCUUCCUUUCCAACCUGUCCUUUGCUGACAUCUGCUUUACUUCUGCUAGCAUCCCAAAGAUGCUAGUGAACAUACAGACAAAGAACAAGGUGAUAACCUAUGAAGGUUGCAUUUCCCAAGUAUUCUUUUUCAUACUAUUUGGAGUUUUGGAUAACUUUCUUCUAGCUGUGAUGGCCUAUGACCGAUAUGUGGCAAUUUGUCACCCUCUGCACUAUAUGGUCAUCAUGAACCGCCGCCUCUGUGGAUUCUUAGUUUUGGGGUCCUGGGUCACAACAGCAUUGAAUUCCUUGCUGCAAAGUUCAAUGGCACUGCGACUGUCCUUUUGUACAGACUUGAAAAUUCCCCACUUUGUUUGUGAGCUUAAUCAACUGGUACUACUUGCCUGUAAUGACACCUUUCCUAAUGACAUGGUGAUGUACUUUGCAGCUAUACUGCUGGGUGGUGGUCCUCUUGCUGGCAUUCUUUACUCUUAUUCUAAGAUAGUUUCCUCCAUACGUGCAAUCUCAUCAUCACAGGGGAAGUACAAGGCAUUCUCCACCUGUGCAUCCCACCUCUCAGUUGUUUCAUUAUUCUAUUCUACACUCUUGGGUGUGUAUCUUAGUUCUUCUUUCACACAAAACUCACACUCAACUGCACGUGCAUCUGUUAUGUACAGUGUGGUCACCCCCAUGUUGAACCCAUUCAUCUACAGUCUGAGGAAUAAGGACCUAAUGGGAGCUCUGAGAACACUCUUCGGAAGGAAGUCAUGAGAGAGACAUUUAUCAAGAAGUGCCUAUAGUCUGGGUAGCAAAACUG